Molecule: messenger RNA, 9543 nt
Organism: Ornithodoros turicata
Lineage: Eukaryota; Metazoa; Arthropoda; Arachnida; Ixodida; Argasidae
Product: ras guanyl-releasing protein 3-like
Exons: 16
Coding region: 612-2591 (659 amino acids)
Biological process (GO): positive regulation of GTPase activity; Ras protein signal transduction
Cellular component (GO): plasma membrane
Molecular function (GO): guanyl-nucleotide exchange factor activity; calcium ion binding
Source: RefSeq, a predicted model, not a curated record
CAGGGCAGCAUGGCGGCAACCUUGAACGCGUCUCUCGUCGCUCCCAGGUGUUUUUAUUUAGGUCUGUCGAAACACGCUCUACUGCUGUCUCCCCUGUACCUUCCCAUUAAUCUGCCAUUUAUCUGCUCGAGAGGUUCAGCUUGAUCCUCGUUGUCAUUAGAAGUGCAAAAUAUUCUGCUGUCGUUGUUUCGCGCGUCCGAGCAGUGACUUUUGCAGACGACAGCUUGACAGGCUCGUCUGUAAACAAAUGCAAACGGGCAAUUUAUUCUUCGCCAGGACAAGAUUUUUUAAAGCAAUUUUCUCCGUAGCUGCUGUCACCAUGGAAACCUAGCCCUGCCACAUCCUGGUAUUUUUGUAUCGACGCCAUAGGAGAACUGACGUUCCGUGGCAGCCCUGACGGUGUAACAUCGGACCGUAUCCUACAAUGUACCCAGGACACUCAGCACGUCAAUACCACAUGGAAUUCAGUAGAAGAAAUUUCCCUGCUCUUCAUUAAAUGUCGCAAGAUGAGGUGCCCGGAGGCAAUGGAUGGUGACACCAGCAAUUUUAAGGGAGCAGAGGGAUCCUGACAUGGUGGUAGCUCGGAUGGGGCAAGAGGUAGAGGAGUUGUGAUGGGGCCACACCACAGAGGCCAUCUGAUGAUGGGGACCAAUCCAAAUGCCCUCAUCCUUGACAGUGAGAAUCCCCCCGUGUCAGGCUUCCAUGUCAGGGCAGCCACGUUGGAUGCAGCCAUCAACUUCCUCAUCAAGUGCUUCCUUCCUAUCGGUGGUCUGGAAGAUGAGGAAAACCGAUUUCCAUACAUUUUCCUCCUCAUGCACGAGUGGUUUGUAACAACCCAGAAACUGGCUCUGUGCCUCAUCGACCAAUAUGUGACCAGCAAUACUCAGCACCGAUGCCUGCUACCCUGUGUACAUACGCUGCAGCAUUCCACUCACUGUCCUGUGUAUAAGCACAAGGCACAAGUGUGCCAAGUAUUCAGGUACUGGAUCUGCAAGUUUCCACAGCACUUUGAUGGAGAUGAAGUGUCUGUGCUCCUGGGAGCCUUUCAAAAAAGGUUACGACAGGAAGGCCAUGCGGUGCUUGCAGACCUUGUAGACCUUUCCAGGAUUCCUCAAAGAGACUGGGCCCGGUGUGUGUCUGUACGACACCCACUGGCAAAGCACACUCGCAAGGUGUCCCUCGUCUUUGAUCAUCUGGAGCCUCGCGAACUGGCUGACCACCUCACCUAUCUCGAACACAGGGUCAUGCGGCGUAUUACAUUCCUGGAUUUCAAGCAGUACGCAGAGCAGGGCACACUAGCAAACAAUCCCCGCCUGGAGCGUUCCAUAUCGCAGUUCAAUGGUCUCUCACAGUGGACCCAGUGCAUGGUGCUGUCCCGAUCGCUACCGCAACAACGGGCUGAUGUUGUUACCAAGUUUGUUGAUGUAGCCAAGAACCUUCUGGAGCUACAGAACUACAGCUCCUUGAUGGCUGUAGUUGGGGGCCUCAAUCACAGUGCUCUAGCACGCUUGUCCCAAACAACUUCCUGCCUCACUGGGGAGACCCGGCGCACCCUAGCCCAGUUUGCGGCCUUGCUUUCAUCGACAGUCAACUUCAGCAACUACCGCAAAGCCCUUGCCGAAGCACGAGGUUUCCGAAUUCCCAUUCUAGGUGUCCACAUGAAGGACCUGAUCUGUGUCCAUGUAGCAUUACCAGAUACAGUGGAUGAUAUGGUGAACUUACGGAAAAUGGCCCAGCUCUCACACAUUUUCCAGGAGCUUUGGGAACUGCAGAACUCACCACCCCCUCUUGAUGUCAGCAUGGACCUCAUCAACACACUCAAGUUGUCCCUGGACACAGCCUACACUGAGGAUGAAAUCUUUGAACUUUCUCUUACGAGGGAACCAAAGGCACCAAUGGUGUCACCGUCACGUCCGCUAGCUGCAGAUUUCGCUUCAAAGGUACCUGAGGGAACUGACCUGGCCAUGGUUGAAAAGCAGAUAUGUGAUAUGGUUGAGGAAGUGUUCCAUGAGUAUGAUACAGAUCGGGAUGGCUAUCUGAGCCAGGGCGAUGUCGAAGCUGUGGUGGGGCGAUUCUCUGCCCUUCGUGGCUUAGUUCCACCAGAGGACUCAAGCAGACCCUUACUCAGUCGACAAGACAUUCGCCGCUUCCUUCUGCGGUCCAACUGGGCUCUCUUUCGGCACGAUUUCCACGAGACGACCUAUUUUCGACCCACUUUCUGCAUACAUUGCACGGGGCUGCUCUGGGGGUUGAUAAAGCAAGGAUUUAAGUGCAGAAAAUGUGGCAUCAAUGCUCACAAGCACUGUCGAGAGCAAGUGCUAGCUGAAUGUCGUGCCCUUCAACAGCAGCAAGGACCUAUUCGAAGUUCUUCAUUUUCAUCUACAGCUGUCACAUCAACCACAUCUUCGCCAGACUGGAAUGCAGGGCGCAUGGGACGCUAUCAGCAGCCGCCCACACGCAGGUUUAAACAGAGUCGAUCGGAGAGCGAGUCGGCACCAUUGGUACGCAGAGCCACUGACACCAAGUGGAGGUCAGAAGAUGGAGAUUCUGCUCCGGCCAACUCCUACAGCCAUUCUGUGAGCAAUGUAUGAUCAGGUUCCAUAGUGGACCUAGAACUGAUGCCGCUAGUGGUAUGGAUGCCACCAUGCUGUGUCCUCUUGCAUUGAAUUGUCAAGGGACCUGCACUGUGUACUCUCCGUUCACAUCACAUACUACAUCACACCUUCAUUGUGGAUAGGGAACUGUGCACGAAGACACACUAUGUAUAUUCGCCGCUUUUAUAUCUGUUGGCAUUGUUGCUAGAGAGCAGCUAUGUUAUUGAAAAGCUGUUGGACAGGGGUGUUAGAAAAUAUGGGAUCACACUGGGCCUGGCAGCAGCAGCAUCUAGGAGAGAAGCAUACUGGGAUAUGGGCAUUGAAUCCGAUGUUCUGACCAGCAUGUAUUUAUGCACCACAGGCAGCAGAUGUGGUAUGGGAGAAAUGAUAACUGCUGUAGAUUACCAAUUGUUUGCAGUGCUGAAGGUAUUGCUGACUAAUAUAGCAAGAGCUCUAAAGUUAACAUAAAGUUAUAUCACAUGGCAUCCUCACCUGUGAUGCUGCUAGCAUAAUGACAUAUUGGCAUAUGGAUAAAGCUUUUUGUAAUAGUGCUACUGUAGCACCAAAUUUACUGUUGUAGCAAAACUUUAUUGACCAAACAGCUGGGUAACUGUACAUGCUGUCGAAAUAAACUAGUACAGUUAGUUGAAACACAGCCUGUGGUGCUUUAUACAUCAAAAUAGAAAGCAGUUACCACAGUAUUGGUUCAAGCCAGGUUUAGUGCACCAUUCCCAGUAUGAUGCACUGUUUUACAACAUCGGCAAUGCAAUUCAAACCAGUUAGUCACAUAAAAUGUGUGCACAUCGUCUUGAAAUAUCAAGAACGAUUGUGUAUACCUAAAUAUUCUAGUACAGGUCCAUCCUUUGAAAUGAAAAUUCCUUGGGGCUGUCAGCCAAAAAAGAAAAACAAGUCACUUUAAAAGUACAGUCGACCCUAGUUUUAUCUGGCACUGGCCGUGUCCAGUGAAAAUUUCCUGAUAGCGAGGGAUCCAGAUAAAUGAAACACAACAGCAGAGGAGCCAGCAGCUACCAAUAUCAAGCUUGUGUUUGUCAGAAACGGUCCAUUGUCAUUUGUGUAAAGUGUUAUUGUGGGCAUACAGCUUCUUUUAACGCUUACUGAUGACAUUAUUCUGCUCAUCAUUAUUCAUUUCAUGAAAGCUUUCAAUUCAGUUUCAUCAAAAAAGAGCUGUUCUUGCGCCCUCAAGUGUCAUAACAACGAUUUGCUCACUGUCAUCAUCAGAUUCAUGCUGUUGGUUGGAGCCAAGACAUAUUCAUUCUUAACCACAGUUGGGUCAUCCUGCUGAUUAAUGUGAACAUAGUCCAGGAUAAUGGAUUUGUCCACAGCUGUGGAAUUCAGUUAAUGUAGUGGACCAUCCUGUCUGUGCCACCACCAGAGAACCAAAUUGCAUGGACUGAAAUCCGUCCUUGUGUUUCUUUACCAGAUGGCGUGAGGUCUGGAUAAAACUGGGGUGGACUGUACAUGUUAAAAGGGAAAAGGCAUAGAUCGGGAGCUGUUGAUACAGGAAUUUUUUACUGCGCCGUUUCUUGCUUCAACCAUAUUGUUGCGGGAGCACUGAAUUUCCCCCUUGUCUACAUUAGUGUCUCUCUCUCUCUCUCUCUUUUUUUUUCGUGCCCGGCAUUUUGCCACAUCAGGUUUUACAUGUGAGGAAUAAGAAUACCUGUACCGUUAAGGUUUAGUGUUCGCUGUGCCACAAUAUAGUAGUUGCAUUCAGUGAUGUUGCAACGCACGCCCUGUUUAAGAGCUGCUCCAGGGGGCACAGCGUUGUCGUUUAUUCCUUGCACUGUUUGACAAACUUGCUGGAAAUGUGAUCAUCAAUUGACUCUUCACGGGUCUCACCAAAAGCCUCAGACGUCGCUUUCACUCAGUUGUCCAUUCAUCGAUAUAGGUACAUCGAAGUGCUGCAUCGCGGCAGAACAUUUAUUUAUUUUUGCUAAACACGACAGACUACAUAGCAAUUGGUUGUACGCGGAACAGCAGGUACUUUAGCUUUAGCGGAUCAUUAGGUGAGACUACAAACCUGCAUCACAGUGCCAGUGCUGGGCUGACGAAUUGUCCGUAUAGCAGUGCACAGACUAUCUCCCCUAUCACCCUGUCUCUUGUCUUCCAUCAGCAUCACCAAAGAUAACAACAGUAUAAGGCAUUAGGGAAGAACUUCAUGAUGGUACUCACAACUGAACGUACUAGACUACACAUGUGACAAGAACGAUCUGUCCAGCUUUCUGUUUCAUGCAGAAUGUGCAGAACGUGCAGAACAUUGCACGUUGCUAAGGAGCUUGUACUCAAAAAUUUAUCUCAUAACUGUUAACAGUCUUGCUAACAUCUGUGUACAUAAAGCCUGACUUCUUCUAACGUAAUGCUUUCUUUUGGAUUCUUCGGGUGAAAAUCUGGUGCUAUACUUUCAUCUCUAACUCUGGGUGAAAUUAGGUGCUGCUUAUUCACAUUUGCAUGUUACCUGGUUAAAGUAAAGGAGGAGCUUUUUAAUCAGCAUUGCACUGGAUCGCUUUGCAUUAAGCACUUAAGAUUAAGACCUUUGUGCACUCUAGAUUAGAUUUUGUGCUCUAGAUUAAGACUUUUGUGCACAAAUUGAAUUUUGGAACUCAAUUUUCUACAGGGACAGGAGCACUUUCUAGUAAUGUAUCAUGUGCACAUAAGUUUCAGAAAGUGCCAAUGGACGCAGCAUUUUUGUGCCUUUUUGGUUCAAAAGGGUCGUACGGGUGAAAGGUCAUGUGGAGGAAAGAUUGGGUUUAUCCGAAACUCUGGGAGUUUUACAGAAAAAAGUCAGAUCUUAUGUAUGCAUUGCUUAGCACUGACAUACAUUAUUUGACAGUGUGUUGUCAUUGUGUCCACAUAUUAUUUUAAUGUUGUUGCUUGGAAAGGACAAUCUUCAAUUCGAAAGGGACUGACAUGAUUGAUAUAUUCAGGUUUUUGUAAAAAGCUACGGCAAGGCAUGAUGCAAUCACUAAUCAUAGCUACAGAGACUUGUAAAAAACAAGUGUUUUACUUUGCCAUAAAAAAGCUGGCCACAACUCAGUCUAGCUAGAAAUUAUUUUACAUGCACUAUCUAGAGCCAGCCAUCUUCUGGCUGAGCUAUCUUGAACUGGGGACCCGUGGGUCCCACAAUUUGGGACCCACAUGCCCUGUACUCUACAGAGCGUCUAGUAAACACUAUGUGUUACACUAUGAUGUAAUUUCUUUAAAUCGCAGAGUUAUUGAUGAUACUAUGGCAUUUGGGUUUUGCUUGUAGCCAUCCCAAGUGCUGCAACAGAAAGGCUCUGAGUGCUGCUAGCUUGCUCUCCAGAAAAAUGUUUUAAAUUUCUCUUACUACAUGGACAGGGAUAAUGAAGUAUUGGGCAAGGUGCUCAUGUAUUUAUUUAUUUCUUUUUUUGUGAAUGCUUCAACUCCUAAAAUGAAUUGUUGGAUGAUAAUAUUGUGGAUUAAUCAGUAAUAAUGCUUGCCGUUUGGGGACCAAGCAGGGUGAGGGAGAAUUGAGCAGAAAAAUGUGACACCUGGAAUGUGCUUUUGUAACAUUUUGUCCAUACAAGUACGUAUUUCUAGUCACUGAUAAUCAAGUGUAAGAUGUCCAGAACUUACGAGUGCUGAUCUAAUAAGCAAAGGGUCGCAAAAUCACGUCCUUUCGUCAGUGUCUAUUCAACUGCAAAUCAUUUUAAAAUUUUUCACCAUUGGCAUAAAAGUAAGAAUAGGUAGCCAAUAUGGUGGAAGUCACAUAACGUGAAAUUAUCCAGUCAGGAGGCAGCGCACAUUUUACAGAGAUGAAACAACAGUGAAUAAAAUAGUAUCCAUUCAUUACAGGCACACGGCAUGCAUUUUUCUAGAAUGGUUGUUUAUUAUUAAUGUAGAGUGCUUCAACAACAACAACAACAACAACAAAAAAGAAAUCUGUUUGCAAUGUUGGUGAACAGCCAUUGUAACCAUGGCCAGUUGUCUCACUCGUUGCUAAAUGGAAACCUGCGAUGAUGACUAAAGUGAAAAUGCCAGUCCCCAUCAAUAGUUCCAUGAAAACAUACCAGUGUGCUUGGAAACAGCGCUGUUCUUUCAAGCUAUGUAAAAACUAAUUUUUUCAGAUGUGGAGAAGUGUGAUUGCCUUGUUGUGACAGAGUUGUCUAUGAUAGCCAUUCACUGGUAACAAUGGGAAAUGGAGAUUCGACCAUAUAUUAUCAGAGUUAUUGUUAUAGAGAAUUAUAUUGGACACUUGAAGCAUCUUUUGAUGCUGUUGGGUAUGGCAAUGCUUUCACUUAGUGCCGGUAUUCUUCGCCCUCUUAAACGCCCCUAUAAGUUGGCUCUACAUCCUGUAUACGCAAAUUCUGAGUAACACUUCCCUCCCCCCCCCCCCCCCCCCCCAAAAAAAAUUGCCAUAUUUUCUCAGCUAAGUGGACUCUUUAAUGUUCCCCCAACAAAAUUAUAUAGAAUAAUUUUUUAAGCUAGCAGCCACUGAAUCUUCGACACAUAUUUUACUAAUCCUAUCUCCUGGGCACAGGACACGGUCUAUUAUUGUGUAUCGUGACAUGAGCAGUGAACUGCGAUAUGUCACGUUAUAACACCUACUUGACCUUGUUUGUGAUACAAGACGGAUAAAAACGAAAAGAGACUACAGUUCUUAGCCACAUUGACUCUGAAAUCACAAGUGUCAAAUUUCUAUAUCUACCUACAUCGUAACUAGUACCUGGUGUAUCUUGUCCCCUGUCAGCGAGAUGCUCACAGCAUUGUUGUGCGAGUGUUACGUUGUACAUAGUCCGCGCACAAUGCUGUUCCAUGUACAUAGACAUAAACGUUAUAGAACUAUAACUAUGACUACGUGCAACUGUGUUGUUGUCUUUCAUACUAUUGUCCUGCAGCAUUUUGAAGGGUGAUACUUUCGUUGAUUUCUUUUUUGUCCUUUCGAGAGUUUGACCUCCGUGUUGUGGUGGCGUGGACUCUUUAUACUGUGAAUUGCACAUGUUAGUGGGUUGACACAUCAGCUAAUCAGUUUACAUGAAUGGUCCACAGGUAGUCUAAGCAGAAUUACUUUUGUGCUUUAGACUGUGGGAUAAUCUCUCACAACAGCAAUAGUUACUGCGUAUGAUUUACAUUACGUCGUCACCUUAAAGGGGCACUAAAAUGCAAAACGCAAGUUAGCUUCAAAUUACGUUACACGCUACGUUAAUUUCAUACUUAUCAUAAUUCAAAACGUUGAUUCCUUUACGAAGCGACAAUCAAGAUUACACCGGACUCUUUCUUGCUUCGGCAAUAAGCAAUGAAUGAUGCUUCAGCUCGUGCAUCAGUGUUUCGUCAAUUGCGUCAAUGUUCCGCCAAUCUUUGCCUCCUGGGGAUCCCAUUCGUUGUUGCCAGAGACAGCUCUGUUUUCAUUGUGUUUGUCUUCUAAACGGUAGCGUUGUGUGAAGUAAUUUUGUUUGAAUUGUACCAAUUGAAACGCGGACUUUCAUUUGAGAGCAAGUUGUUUUUGCAUUUUAGUGCCCCUUUAUGAAAACUGCAGUAGUAUUGCAGGGUUUACUAUGGGCGGUAAGUCUUUGCGGCAACACGUUCAGCGUUUUUAUUAUUUCUUUUUAGUGAGCACCAAAAACGUUCCCUGCUAGUCAUUUUCGUCUGGAAACAAACGUAUUGCAACCAUAGGGAGUUACGUGAUGCAUGCUCUAGUUGUCAGUGGUAUACAGAGAUUGUCUCCUGAUUGAUAGGCAUUGGCUGCAUUUGAAAUGUCAGGUGUCGUCUGCUACCUCAGGUGUGGCGCUGUCGUUAAAUACGCAUUCAGCGUUCCUGUUUUACUUUAUGUUUUUACUUUCCGUGAGCAUUAUGUGUCGACCAUGACUGUACUCCUCCUCAUUGGUGAAUUACUAGUUGUAGCAUUGUCUUCCAUUGUGUUGAUGCUUUGUCAUACCAGAUGGAGCUAGCUCCGAUAUUCGUAACAUGGGCAGGGGAGCUUUCUGCAAAAAUAUUGCAAAUGGGAGUUUGAAAGUUGGAAAAACUUACCUCAGGGCUUCAUGCACAUGUAACCCCACCACACUACGAAAUUGGAAGUGUGUAAAUAAAGAGCUUUGCUUGUACCCUUCAAAAUCAAAGCACAUAUCUAGUCCCCUGGCAAAUUUGUGUUGUAACGCAGGUUCAAGAGGUCUACUAGUUUGAGCAGUGUUUUCAUUAGGGAAGAUUGUGUGUGCUGCAAUGUGACAAAGAAUGUCUCAAGUGAUCACCUAUUCAAGUCGGCUGCAUGUGUGGAAACUGCAUUGACACACAGCUGUCUAUGGUACCUGAAUGGCAUACCUGUAUUUUACAUAAUCUGUGGUCCAACUGUUUUGAAGACUACAUGGGUUAGCAAGUCUGGCUAAUGGCUGCUGCAUGUUUGUAUAUGUCUACACCGUUGCAGAGCAGUUAAAACAGCAGGUUACCGAUGUUUACAUCGUAAAUGUUUACAAGAUUAGUGGACGAGAGACAUAGUUUUAGCAGUCUCGUAGAAAGUGCUGUUUGUUUUGACCACAUAACACUUGACCCGGGUGAAUGCUGUCCACUUCUUGCAGUUUUGUGUGCUGUACUGGUAGCUGAUACCACAGUAUGGUAACCCAUGGUUGCUUGUUACUUAUAAAGCAUACUUUUCAAAUCUAGUGGUUCUUGUCCAUACGCAGUUGUUGCCAUCCCCUUACUUUUUUCUAGUAACGAUAGUAAUUUGUAGUGCGGCAAGCAGCACUGCUUUUCAGACUGUUACAAUUCCUUCGUCAUUUUCUAUACAGUAUCAUUUGAUGGUCGGUACAGAUCUAAUAACUACGGGGAUGUCCCAUCGGAAAUGUUGUGAUUCGUAUUAGUCGCGUGGUGCAUAACUUCCAACUACAUUGUUUUGUGUGAACGUGUGUUAUGAAAGUUUUGAGAGUUUAUGUGGUACAUGGGAUAUCAGCCAGAACCAUAAAUAAACUCUGCUUGAUGACUC